AUGGUGAAGUUGCUGAAAGCGCCUGUACAGAAUGGUGUUGGCCUCGCGUACGACGCCCAGAUGAUGCUCUCUGGCCCCUUCACGGAGACUUCUGAACGUUUGUCCAAUAUACUGCAUACGGCAAGUCCUGCAUGCGAUCAAAUAAAUUAUGCCCUUAGUAUUGCAGGCAAGGAGCAUAUUAGGUUGACAAAGGGGAAUGAAGGCACAGCUACUGGUGGUGGCAUACCAGAGGAGUCAACCACACGGCAACAGAGACAGUUGCUGCUGCAGGGAAGUGUUGCGUGA
Messenger RNA from Gongylonema pulchrum, 285 nucleotides. NCBI's taxonomy places the organism in Eukaryota, Metazoa, Nematoda, Chromadorea, Rhabditida, Gongylonematidae. The record is from the annotation of a GenBank genome assembly.